CCAGGGGACCAGGCAGAGCGACUCUGAGAAGCUCCUGAGAAGUGGAUUCGCUCGGGGCCACCACGAUGCCGGGGGCCGCCGGGGUCCUCCUUUUCCUGCUGCUCACUGGGGGCCUCGGGGACAGCCAGGAGCAGCGACUCCCACAGCRUCGACAGCCACAGGCGCAUCAGCAAAGAGGUUUAUUCCCUGCUGUCCUGAAUCUUGCUUCCAAUGCCCUCAUCACAACCAAUGCGACAUGUGGAGAAAGAGGACCUGAAAUGUAUUGCAAGUUGGUAGAGCAUGUCCCUGGGCAGCCUGUACGGAACCCCCAGUGUCGAAUCUGCAAUCAAAACAGCAGUAAUCCAUACCAGAGACACCCUAUUACGAAUGCUAUUGAUGGAAAGAACACUUGGUGGCAGAGUCCCAGUAUUAAGAAUGGAAUCGAAUACCAUUAUGUGACAAUUACACUGGAUUUACAGCAGGUGUUCCAGAUUGCUUAUGUGAUUGUGAAAGCAGCUAACUCCCCUCGGCCUGGGAACUGGAUUUUGGAACGCUCACUUGAUGACAUCGAAUACAAACCCUGGCAGUACCACGCUGUGACGGACACAGAGUGCCUGACCCUCUACAAUAUUUAUCCCCGCACUGGACCUCCAUCCUAUGCCAAAGACGACGAGGUCAUCUGCACUUCAUUUUAUUCCAAAAUACACCCUUUAGAAAAUGGAGAGAUUCACAUUUCUCUGAUCAAUGGAAGACCAAGUGCUGAUGAUCCUUCUCCUGAACUGCUAGAAUUCACCUCUGCUCGCUAUAUCCGCCUGAGAUUCCAAAGAAUCCGCACCUUGAAUGCCGACUUGAUGAUGUUUGCUCACAAAGACCCAAGAGAGAUUGACCCCAUUGUCACAAGAAGAUAUUACUACUCAGUCAAGGAUAUUUCGGUUGGAGGGAUGUGCAUCUGCUAUGGUCAUGCCAGGGCUUGUCCACUUGAUCCAGCGACAAAUAAAUCACGCUGYGAGUGUGAGCACAACACGUGUGGCGAGAGCUGCGAUCAGUGCUGUCCAGGAUUCCAUCAGAAACCUUGGAGAGCUGGGACCUUUCUGACGAAAACCGAGUGUGAAGCAUGCAAUUGCCAUGGAAAAGCUGAAGAAUGCUAUUAUGAUGAAAAUGUUGCCAGAAGAAAUCUGAGUUUAAAUAUACAUGGAAAGUACAUCGGAGGUGGAGUAUGCAUUAACUGCACACAAAACACUGCUGGUAUAAACUGUGAGACAUGUAUUGAUGGCUUCUUCAGACCCAAAGGGGUAUCACCAAAUUAUCCAAGACCAUGCCAGCCUUGUCAUUGUGAUCCCAUGGGUUCCCUGACUGAAGUCUGUGUCAAGGAUGAGAAAUACGCUCGCCGAGGUCUGGCACCUGGAUCCUGUCAUUGCAAAACUGGCUUUGGAGGAGUGAGCUGUGAUCGGUGUGCCAGGGGCUACAUGGGUUACCCAGACUGUAAACCCUGUAACUGCAGUGGCUCAGGGAGCACAAAUGAGGAUCCUUGUUUUGGUCCCUGCAACUGCAAGGAGAAUGUUGAAGGAGGAGAUUGUAGUCGCUGCAAAUCUGGCUUCUUCAAUUUGCAAGAGGAUAACAGGAAAGGCUGUGAUGAGUGUUUCUGUUCAGGGGUUUCAAACAGAUGUCAGAGUUCCUACUGGACCUAUGGCAAUAUACAAGACAUGAGUGGCUGGUAUCUGACCGACAUCUCUGGCCGAAUUCAAGUGUCUCCCCAGCAGGACAACUUGGUGUCGCCUCAGCAGAUCAGCAUCAGUAACGUGGAGGCCCGGAGAGUCCUGCCAGACAGCUACUACUGGAGUGCUCCAGCUCCAUAUUUGGGAAACAAACUCCCAGCCGUAGGAGGACAGUUGACAUUUACUAUCUCAUAUGACCUUGAGGAAGAGGAAGAAGAUACAGAGUAUGUUCUCCAGCUGACUGUCCUCUUAGAGGGAAAUGGCUUGAGAAUCAGCACAGCCCAAGAAGAGGUGUAUCUUCAACCAUCUGAAGAACAUGUCAGCAUGUUAGCACUUAAAGAAGAGUCAUUUACCAUACAUGGCACAAAUUUUCCAGUUAGUAGAAAGGAUUUUAUGACAGUGCUUGUGAAUUUGAAGAGAGUUCUCAUACAAAUCACAUACAACUUUGGGAUGGAUGCCAUCUUCAGGUUGAGCUCUGUGAAGCUUGAAUCUGCUGUCCCAUAUYCUACUGAUGGAAGUGUUGCAGCUGCUGUGGAAAUCUGUCAGUGUCCACCAGGGUAUAGUGGCUCCUCUUGUGAAAAGAGACACCAUGCUAACGCUUCCUCUAAUCUCAAACCUGCCAAUAACAGUAAGUCUUGUUGGCCUCGGUACAGAAGAGUUAACGGCACCAUAUUUGGUGGCAUCUGUGAACCAUGUCGAUGCUUUGGUCAUGCAGAAUCCUGUGAUGACAUUACAGGAGAAUGCCUGAACUGUAAGGAUCAUACAGGUGGCCCCUAUUGCAAUAUAUGUCUUCCUGGUUUUUAUGGUGAUCCUACUCAAGGAACUGCUGAAGAUUGCAAGCCCUGUGCUUGUCCACUCAAUAUUCCAUCCAAUAACUUUAGCCCGACCUGCCAUUUAGACCAGAGUCUUGGCCUGAUCUGUGAUGCAUGUUCUGUUGGGUACACAGGACCACGCUGUGAAAGGUGUGCAGAAGGCUAUUUUGGACAACCCUCUGUACCUGGAGGAUCAUGUCAACCAUGUCAAUGCAAUGACAACCUUGACUUCUCCAUCCCUGGCAGCUGUGACAGCUUGUCUGGCUCCUGUCUGAUAUGUAAGCCAGGUACAACAGGCCGGUACUGUGAGCUCUGUGCUGAUGGAUAUUUUGGAGACGCAGUUGAUGCAAAGAACUGUCAGCCCUGUCGUUGUAAUGUCAAUGGCUCCUUYUCAGAGAUUUGCCACCCUCGAACAGGACAGUGUGAUUGCAGACCCAAUGUGCAGGGACGCCGGUGUGAUGAAUGUAAGCCCAGUAUGUGGUGGGAUCCAGAGAAGCAAGUCUGUGUGCCCUGUGACUGCAAUCUCAUGGGCUCAGUGUCACCCCAAUGUGAUACAACAGGAAGAUGUAUCUGUAAAUCAGGCUUUAUAGGGAAACAGUGCAACCUCGGCAGGCAGGUGCAUCAACAGGAGGAGCAGCCACGGAGAGCACAACGCGUGCUGGGGUCUCCCAGGAGGUGGGGGUCCAGCAGUUCCAGUGGGUGUCCUCGGGGAGCCUAUCGGGCCCCAGCUCGGCCUGAAACAUUUGGCCUACAAUCAGCCAGGGGUUGUGUUCCCUGCAACUGCAAUUCUUUUGGGUCUAAAUCAUUUGACUGUGAAGAGAAUGGACAGUGUUGGUGCCAGCCUGGUGUGGCAGGGAAGAAAUGUGACCGUUGUGCCCGGGGCUAUUUCAACUUCCAAGAAGGAGGCUGCACAGCUUGUGACUGUUCCCACCUGGGUAAUAACUGUGACCCAAAAACUGGUCAAUGCAUUUGCCCUCCAAACACCAUUGGAGAAAAAUGUUCUAAAUGUGCAUCAAAUACGUGGGGCCACAGUAUUGUCACUGGUUGUCAGGCUUGUAAUUGCAGCAUGGUGGGCUCCUUGGAUUCCCAGUGCAAUGUGAACACAGGCCAGUGCAAGUGUCACCCAAAAUUCUCUGGUGCAAAAUGUGCAGAGUGUAAUCGAGGUCACUGGAACUACCCUCACUGCAAUCUCUGUGACUGCUUCCUGCCAGGGACAGAUGCCUCCACCUGUGACUCAGAGGCUGGAAAAUGCUCUUGCAGUGAUCAAACUGGCCAGUGCACUUGUAAGGUGAAUGUGGAAGGCAUCCACUGUGACAGGUGUCGGCCAGGGAAAUUUGGACUUGAUGCCAAGAACCCACUUGGCUGCAGCAGCUGCUAUUGCUUCGGUGUUACUACUGGGUGCUCUGAAGCAAAAGGACUGAUCCGAACGUGGGUAACUCUGAAGGCUGAGCAGACCAUUCUGCCUCUAGUGGACGAGGCUCUGCAGCACACAACUACCAAAGGCAUUGCUUUUCAACAUCCUGAGAUUGUAGCAGACAUGGAUCUGGUGAGAAAAGACCUCCACUUGGAACCUUUUUAUUGGAAACUCCCAGAACAAUUUGAAGGAAAGAAGUUGAUGGCCUACGGAGGCAAACUCAAGUACACAAUCUAUUUUGAGGCUCGGGAAGAGACAGGCUUCUCUACUUAUAAACCUCAAGUUAUCAUUCGAGGUGGGACUCCUACUCAUGCUAGAAUUAUCAUCAGGCAUGUGGCUGCACCGCUCAUUGGCCAACUGACAAGGCAUGAAAUUGAAAUGACAGAGAAAGAAUGGAAAUAUUAUGGUGAUGAUCCUCGAGUCACUAGAUCUGUAACCCGCGAAGACUUCUUGGAUACACUAUAUGACAUUCAUUAUAUUCUUAUCAAGGCUACUUAUGGAAACAUCAUGAGACAAAGCAGAAUUUCUGAAAUUGCCAUGGAGGUAGCUGAACCAGGACGUAUAACUGCAGAGAGUCCUCCAGCUCACUUGAUAGAAAAAUGUGAUUGUCCUGUGGGCUAUUCUGGAUUGUCCUGUGAGACAUGUAUGCCAGGAUUUUAUCGACUUCGUUCUGAACCACGUGGCCGCAUCCCUGGUCCCACCCUGGGAACAUGUGUUCCAUGUCAGUGCAAUGGACACAGUAGCCUGUGUGAUCCUGAAACAUCCAUAUGCCAGAAUUGUCAGCAUCACACUACUGGUGAUUUCUGUGAACGGUGUGCUCUUGGAUACUAUGGCAUUGUCAAGGGAUUGCCAAAUGACUGUCAGCAAUGUGCUUGCCCUCUGAUUUCUCCCAGCAACAAUUUCAGCCCUUCUUGCGUCAUCCAAGGCAUUGAUGAUUACCGCUGCACAGCUUGUCCACGGGGAUAUGAAGGCCAAUACUGUGAAAGGUGUGCCCCUGGCUACACUGGCAGUCCAAGCAGCCCUGGAGGCUCCUGCCAAGAAUGUGAGUGUGACCCCUAUGGCUCACUGCCUGUCCCCUGUGACCCAGUCACAGGACUCUGCACAUGCCGCCCUGGAGCCACGGGAAGGAAGUGUGAUGGCUGCAARCACUGGCAUGCACGCGAGGGCUCCGAGUGUGUUUUCUGUGGAGAUGAAUGCACAGGCCUGCUUCUCGAUGACCUGGCUCGCCUGGAGCAAAUGGCCAUGAGCAUCAACCUCACGGGCCCACUGCCUGCUCCGUAUAAAAUUCUCUAUGGCAUUGAAAAUACAACUCAGGAAUUAAAGCACCUGCUCUCACCCCAGCGGGCCCCUGAGAGGCUUAUUCAGUUGGCAGAAGGCAAUCUGAAUACACUUGUGAUGGAAAUGAAUGAGCUUCUGACCAGGGCUACCAAAGUGACAGCAGAUGGUGAGCAAACGGGACAGGAUGCUGAGAGGACCAACACAAGAGCAAAGUCCCUUGGAGAAUUUGUUGAAAAGCUUGCCCACGAUGCAGAAGCUGUAAAUGAAAAAGCCAUAAAACUAAAUGAAACUCUAGGAACUCAAGACAAGGCCCCUGAGAGAAAUUUACAAGAGCUUCAGAAAGAGAUAGAUCAGUUGAUGAAAGAGCUGAGGAGGAAAAAUCUGGAUAAACAAAAGGAAGUUGCAGAAGAUGAGUUGGUAGCUGCAGAAGGCCUUUUGAAGAAAGUAAACAAGCUAUUUGGAGAGUCCAGAGGCAAAAAUGAACAAUUGGAGAAGGAUCUCAGGGAGAAACUGGCUGACCACAAGAACAAAGUUGAUGAWGCUUGGGACCUGCUGAGAGAAGCCACAAAUAAAACCAGAGAAGCGAAUCGCUUAUCUGCUGCCAACCAAAAAAUCAUGACUGCUUUAGAGGAAAAGAAGGAGGCAGUUCAAAGUGGCAAAAGACAAAUUGAGAACACUUUAAAAGAAGGCAAUGACAUACUUGAUGAAGCCAAACGACUUGCAGAUGAAAUCGGCUCAGUCAUAGAAUAUGUUGAAGACAUUCAGACUAAAUUGCCACCAAUGUCUGAGGAACUUAAAGAUAAAAUAGAUGACCUCUCCCAAGAAAUAAAGGACAGGAAGCUUGCUGAGAAGGUGUCCCAGGCUGAAAGCCACGCAGCUCAAUUGAAUGACUCAUCUGCUGUACUUGAUGGAAUCCUUGAUGAGGCUAAAAACAUCUCCUUCAAUGCCACUGCAGCCUUCAAUGCUUACAGCAAUAUUAAAGACUACAUUGAUGAAGCUGAGAAAGUUGCCAAAGAAGCCAAAGGUCUUGCACAAGAAGCUACAAGACUGGCAUCAGGUCCUCAAGGUUCAUUGAAGGAAGAUGCCAAAGGCUCUCUUCAAAAAAGCUUCAGGAUUCUUAAUGAAGCCAAGAAAUUAGCAAAUGAUGUAAAAGAAAAUAAUGACCAUCUAAAUGAUUUGACAACCAGGUUAGAGAAUGCUGAAGACAGAAAUKGUGAUCUCCUGAGAGCUUUGAAUGACACUUUGGGAAAGUUAUCYGCCAUUCCAAAUGACACAGCGGCUAAACUGCAAGCUGUUAAGGACAAAGCCAGACAAGCCAACGACACCGCCAAAGAUGUACUGGCUCAGAUUAAAGAGCUCCACCAGAACCUGGAUGGCCUGAAGCAAAAUUACAAUAAACUGGCAGAUAGCGUGGCCAAAACGAAUGCGGUGAUAAAAGAUCCUUCCAAGAACAAAAUCAUUGCAGAUGCAGAUGCCACUGUGAAAAAUCUAGAACAAGAAGCUGAUCGGCUGAUAGAUAAAUUGAAACCCAUCAAGGAACUUGAGGAUAACCUGAAGAAAAACAUCUCUGAGAUCAAGGAACUGAUAAAUCAAGCCCGGAAACAAGCCAAUUCUAUCAAAGUAUCUGUGUCUUCCGGAGGUGACUGCAUUCGAACAUACAAGCCGGAAAUCAAGAAAGGAAGCUACAAUAAUAUUAUUGUCAACGUCAAGACAGCCGUUGCUGACAACCUCCUUUUUUAUCUUGGAAGUGCCAAAUUUAUUGACUUUCUGGCUAUAGAAAUGCGUAAAGGCAAAGUAAGUUUCCUCUGGGAUGUUGGAUCUGGAGUUGGGCGUGUGGAAUAUCCAGAUUUGACUAUUGAUGAUUCACAUUGGUACCGUAUUGAAGCAUCAAGAACGGGAAGAAAUGGAUCUAUUUCUGUGAGAGCCCUGGAUGGACCCAAAGCCAGCAUUGUGCCCAGCACCUACCACUCAGUAUCCCCUCCAGGAUACACCAUUCUAGAUGUGGAUGCAAAUGCAAUGCUGUUUGUUGGUGGCUUGACUGGGAAAUUAAAGAAGGCCGAUGCUGUGCGUGUGAUUACAUUCACUGGCUGUAUGGGAGAAACACACUUUGAUGGUAAACCUAUAGGUUUGUGGAAUUUCCGAGAAAAAGAAGGUGACUGCAAAGGAUGUACUGUAAGUCCUCAGGUGGAAGACAGUGAAGGGACUAUUCAGUUUGAUGGAGAAGGUUAUGCAUUGGUCAGCCGCCCCAUUCGCUGGUACCCCAAUAUCUCCACUGUCAUGUUCAAGUUCCGGACAUUUUCAUCAAGUGCUCUCCUCAUGUACCUUGCCACAAGAGACCUGAAAGAUUUCAUGAGUGUAGAGCUCAGUGAUGGGCACAUAAAAGUCAGCUAUGAUCUGGGGUCAGGAAUGGCUUCCGUUGUCAGCAAUCAAAACCAUAAUGAUGGAAGAUGGAAAUCAUUCACCCUGUCAAGAAUUCAAAAACAAGCCAACAUAUCCAUUGUAGAUAUAGAUACUAACCAGGAGGAGAACAUAGCAACUUCAUCUUCUGGAAACAACUUUGGUCUUGAUUUGAAAGCAGAUGACAAAAUAUAUUUUGGUGGCCUGCCAACCCUGAGAAACUUGAGUAUGAAAGCAAGGCCAGAAGUAAAUGUGAAGAAAUAUUCUGGCUGCCUCAAAGAUAUUGAAAUUUCAAGAACUCCAUACAACAUACUCAGUAGUCCUGAUUACGUUGGCGUUACCAAAGGAUGUUCGCUGGAGAACGUUUACAUAGUUAGCUUCCCCAAGCCUGGUUUUGUGGAACUUGUUCCUGUGUCGAUUGAUGUAGGCACAGACAUCAAUCUGUCCUUCAGCACCAAGAAUGAGUCUGGGAUCAUUCUCUUGGGAAGCGGAGGAGUAUCAGCACCACCUAGGAGAAAACGGAGGCAGACUGGACAGGCCUAUUAUGCCAUAUUCCUCAACAAGGGGCGUCUGGAAGUGCAUCUCUCCAUGGGGACACGAACAAUGAGGAAAAUUGUUGUCAGACCAGAGCCAAGUCUGUUUCAUGAUGGGAGAGAACAUUCUGUUCAUGUGGAGAGAACUAGAGGCAUCUUCACUGUUCAAGUCGAUGAAGAUAAAAGACACAUGCAAAAUCUCACAGUAGAACAGGCUAUUGAAGUCAAAAAGCUUUUCAUUGGGGGUGCUCCACCUGAAUUCCAACCUCCCCCACUCAGAAACAUUCCUCCUUUUGAAGGCUGUGUGUGGAAUCUUGUUAUUAACUCUGUCCCCAUGGACUUUGCCCAGCCUGUAUCCUUCAAAAAUGCAGACAUUGGUCGCUGUACCCAUCAGAAACCCCUGGAAGAUGAAGAUGGAGGAGUUCCAGCUGAAAUCAUUAUCCAGCCUGAGCCAGUUCCCACCCCAGCCUUCCUUACUCCCAGCCCAGCUGUGGCACAUGGACCUUGUGCUGCAGAAUCAGAACCAGCUCUUUUGAUGGGGAGCAAGCAGUUCGGACUUUCAAAAAACAGUCACAUUGCAAUUGCCUUUGAUGACACAAAAGUUAAAAACCGCCUCACAAUUGAGUUGGAAGUGCGAACCGAAGCUGAAUCAGGCUUGCUUUUUUACAUGGCUCGGAUCAAUCAUGCUGAUUUUGCUACAGUUCAGCUGAGAAAUGGAUUGCCGUACUUCAGUUAUGACUUGGGGAGUGGUGACACCAACACCAUGAUCCCCACCAAAAUCAAUGAUGGCCAGUGGCACAAGAUUAAGAUUGUGCGAAUUAAGCAAGAAGGAAUUCUUCAUGUAGAUGAUGCCUCCAACAGAACCAUCAGUCCCAAGAAAGCAGACAUCCUGGAUGUUGUGGGAAUGCUGUAUGUUGGUGGGUUACCCAUCAACUAUACCACCCGAAGAAUUGGUCCAGUGACCUACAGCAUUGAUGGCUGCAUUAGGAAUCUUCACAUGGAAGAAGCUCCUGUUGAUCUUGAACAACCKACCUCUAGCUUCCAUGUCGGGACCUGCUUUGCGAAUGCUCAGAGAGGAACCUAUUUUGAUGGGACAGGUUUUGCCAAAGCAGUUGGUGGAUUCAAAGUGGGAUUGGACCUUCUUGUAGAAUUUGAGUUCCGCACAACCAGAACAACUGGGGUUCUUUUGGGAAUCAGCAGUCAAAAAAUGGAUGGGAUGGGAAUUGAAAUGAUUGAUGAAAAGCUUAUGUUUCAUGUGGACAAUGGUGCUGGCCAAUUCACUGCUGUCUACGAUGCUGGGAUCCCAGGAUAUUUGUGUGAUGGACGAUGGCACAGAGUCACAGCCAACAAGAUCAAACACCGCAUUGAGCUCACAGUAGAUGGGAACCAGGUGGAAGCCCAAAGCCCAAACCCAGCAUCUACGUCAGCUGAUACAAAUGACCCUGUGUUUGUUGGAGGUUUCCCAGCUGGCCUCAACCAGUUUGGCCUGACAACCAACAUUAGAUUCCGAGGUUGCAUUCGAUCCCUGAGGCUCACCAAAGGCACCGGGAAGCCAUUGGAGGUUAAUUUUGCCAAGGCYUUAGAACUAAGGGGUGUGCAACCUGUAUCAUGCCCAGCUGACUAAUAAAAAUAAGUUCAAAUCCCAGAAGCAUCCAUAAAAACAAGUAUAUCUACUCAAACAAAUCUGUUUUACCUAUAUAUAUUAAUACAACUAAUUUGUGCCCAUAUAUCGAAUUCUUUCUAUAUACAGAUGGUGCUAAUUCAGACCCCAGAUUGAAUUUCAAUUCAAGUUCUUUCUCAAGUUUAUGAAUAUUAAACCUACUAUUUCAUUCUAAAUAACUGCUUGUUUUGUGCGAUUUUUAAAAAUAAAAGGCAACUGACCAUAAUUUAUUGUAUUUGCAGCAUGUCGGUCAUUUCAGGAAAAAGARCUCAGAUGCAAUUUGUGAAGGAAACUUAAAAAAAAAAAAAACUUACUUCUAUUAAUACUUUUAUCAUCAAUUUCCAAGCUUUGGCUUUCUGUCCAAGCCAUUGAAAACAAGUGGAUUUGGCAUGUGUGAUUAGAAGGA
Molecule: messenger RNA, 10194 nt
Organism: Urocitellus parryii (Arctic ground squirrel)
Lineage: Eukaryota; Metazoa; Chordata; Mammalia; Rodentia; Sciuridae
Source: RefSeq, a predicted model, not a curated record